Molecule: messenger RNA, 1819 nt
Organism: Paramisgurnus dabryanus
Lineage: Eukaryota; Metazoa; Chordata; Actinopteri; Cypriniformes; Cobitidae
Product: GTPase IMAP family member 4-like
Molecular function (GO): GTP binding
Source: RefSeq, a predicted model, not a curated record
UACACACAGUCAGGCAGUCAGUCUCUUAAACACAACAGCAGCAGAUUUCUCACUGCAGCGAUGGCAUCAACAAGUAAAGAUAUGAGGAUUGUGCUGGUGGGUAAAACUGGAUCAGGAAAGAGUGCAUCAGGAAACAAGAUACUGGGAAGAGUUGCGUUUAAGGAAUACUGUUCCCCUAAGGCUGUUACUAGACAUUGUGAAAAAGAAGAGACAACAAUGGAGAAUAAAAAAAUCUCGGUGACCGACACUCCAGGACUCUUUGAUACAUCGAUCACUAAUGAAGAACUGAAGUCUGAAAUACAGAAGUGUAUAGAGAUGUCCAUUCCUGGUCCUCAUGUGUUCCUGCUCAUCAUCAAAUUGGGGAGAUUCACAGAGGAGGAACAAAACACAGUGGAGUGGAUUCAGGAGAAUUUUGGUGAAGAUGCGGCACAGUACACCAUCAUUCUGUUCACUCAUGUAGAUAUGCUGAAUGGUAAAACAUUAGAUGAAUAUAUCAAAGAGAGUCCAGAAAUACAGGAUUUAAUUGAGAGGUGUGGGGGUAGAUAUCACGCAUUUAACAAUAGAGAUAAAAAUGAUCAAACUCAGGUAACAGAGCUGCUGCAGAAGAUUGAUAAAAUGGUGGAGAUUAAUGGAAAAAAGUACUACACUAAUGAGAUUUAUAAACAAGCUCAGAGACACAUAUUAAUGCAAAGAAUAAAAGACAUAGGAAAAGAAGCAAUAAUAUAUGGUGGAGGAGCCUUAAUAUGUGGAGCAGGUGCAGCAGGCGCAGGUGCAGCAUUUGCUGCAGGUGCAGGUAUUGCAGGUGCAGCAUGUGCAGGUCUAGAAGUUGCAGCACAUGUAGGUGCAGCAGGUGCAGCAGGUGUAGCAAGUGUAGCAGCUGUAGCAAGUGCAGCACGUGCAGCUGCAGGAGACAAGCCUUAACAGUAAUGGCCACAACAGCAAGAAAUGCUACUUCAGAACUUGUAUUAUGAACAUAACGCUUAAAUUAGAGCUGAUUUUUAAACACUAAUUGGCAGAUGUUUUCAUAUAUCGCUUAACAAGUGUGAGAUUAAUGCAUAACAGCCAUAUUGUGCUGAAUCAUAUUUGAUCAUUUUAUUUUCUUAUAAUAACUGGUGUCAAGGUGAUUUUCAGUGGAUGAGUUUAGUCAGCUCCUAUAAAGUUUUAAGUGUCCAAAUGUUGCAUUAGUUGUAGUUCUGUCUUUGUUGCCUCACACUAUUGUACUCAUCAAGAUUAAUCAAGUUUCCACUUAUUGAUCUCUAUUUAUAUACACAUGUGUUUCUUGUGAUUAUUGUUCAUAAUUAGAGUAAUUAUAUUUCUUAUUUUCUUGAGUUCUCUGUCGUUUGGGUUUAUGUCACUUGGAUAUAUUAAUGUUAUAAGAAACUGCUGAAAUGAUAAAACUGUUUAUCAGGGCGUGUAGUCAUGUUAAAUAAAGGGUGUGUAGUCAUGUUGCUAUGAAAGAUGCUGAUGUCACAGGCAGCAAAGUCAAGAGUUACUUUUAUAUUAAUAACAUGACAUUGUGUUUUAACAUGUAAUAAAAUACAUGUCUAAUGAUACUGAAGAUAAUGGGAUGGUGUAUGGUUUCUUACAAAUAAUAAUCUAUGGAAUAAUAUACGUUUUUAGUGUUCAGUCAUGCUCUAUUUUACGUUUGUCUCAUAUUUACAUUGUACUGGUUAGACAUUUCUUGACUAAGCAAACAGAGGAGGUUUGCCUGCAUUGUACCAAUACUUAUUGAGGGAACUUAUACCCUCAGCCAUGCUCUAGCAAGAAAUGUUUUGUAUAUUUUAUGGGAUAAUUGUAGAUUACAAAAAGAUACAUAGAU